This is a messenger RNA of Lineus longissimus, 2789 nucleotides long. Its product is annotated as CDP-diacylglycerol--inositol 3-phosphatidyltransferase-like. Gene Ontology annotation, molecular function: CDP-diacylglycerol-inositol 3-phosphatidyltransferase activity. The record is from RefSeq and is a predicted model, not a curated record. Gene Ontology annotation, cellular component: membrane; Golgi apparatus. Gene Ontology annotation, biological process: phosphatidylinositol biosynthetic process. NCBI's taxonomy places the organism in Eukaryota, Metazoa, Nemertea, Pilidiophora, Heteronemertea, Lineidae. Bases 278 to 859 code for a protein of 193 amino acids. The transcript has 6 exons.
AAUUUAUUGAACCUUUUUGCAGUCUGCCUGAUACACUUGGCCUAUACAUUUUUAUUGAAAAAAAAUAUCACAAUCGCAAUCUGCUGUGUAUCAGCUAGUACAGUAACAGUUACAGUAUGUCAGUGCAUGCCAGUGCCACUGUGACUGUCGGAAUUAAUGAAUGCAUGCGCACCAUACACUAGACAGUGGAUACACCAUUCGCUCAACCAUACUACCUAAAAUAGAUGGUCAUCUUUCGUCAUCUUGAAGCAGGUAUGGUCGAAUCGUUCUGGCUAUCAUGUCAUUUUGGUUCAUGCCAUAUGAUCCAACGCGAGCAACACUUUGCUACUUAUCGAGUGCAUUACUCGAUUCCUUAGAUGGACAUGCUGCUCGUCUUCUUGGACAAAGUUCCAAGUUUGGUGCCAUGCUGGACAUGCUGACAGACAGAUGCGCAACCAUGUGCUUACUUGUGGUUCUCUCCCAAUUCUACCCAAGUUACAUGAUACUGUUCCAGUUGAGUAUGUCCUUGGACAUUGCCAGCCACUGGCUGUUCAUGCACAGCACGAUGAUGAAAGGGUCCCAAAGUCACAAAGCAAUCGAUCUCUCUGGAAAUCCUAUCUUGCGUCAAUAUUACACUAAGCCCGUGCUGUUUGUGAUGUGUUCCGGAAAUGAGCUCUUCUAUUCCAUGCUUUAUCUCCUACAUUUCAAUUAUGGGCCAACGCUAUUAUUCGGCAUUGGCCUGUGGCAGUUGAUCUGUGUGCUUACAUUCCCGAUUGCAGCAGUGAAGUCGGCAAUCAGCGCUGUACACCUGUAUGCAGCUUCGGCAAAUAUUGUUGCAAUCGAUGUUGCUGAAAGAGAGGGAAGACUCAAGGAUAACUAAACUUUUGGCUAUUACUGACUAGGAAUUAGUUUAAUCUUGAAUUAUGGUACUCAUUUCUGUAAACCAGAAUAUUCUUUUGGCGUGUUAGUUAAGAGGACGAGUAAGUUUUCCUUCGAAUUUUAAUUUGGAGUUUGGCAGGUAGCCGACUGCCCUUCAGUGACUUGUGACUGCAAUGAUUUCACCAAAUAAGCAAAAUUAAACCGCCAAGGAAAAUUUAAGGUUUACAGUACUACUUCAUUAGGUUAGUGGCUGGCCAUAUUUGCUUUGAGCUCCAUGUUCCGGUAGACCCUAAAUGUAAGAAGCAAGUAGUUCUCUUAUUUGUAUGCCUGUUUACUGUUACUGCCAAACAUUGUUGGAUUUUUGGGGGCAAAAAUUGGUCGUGACUGGCCAUACCUCACCCACAGAUCCUUGGUUAUGAGUCUGGUACUCUAACCAUGUUAUCACUGCUCGUGAGUAUUCAUUAGUUUUUACUCGAUCUUAUUGUUGUUCAUUUCACAAGUUUUUGUGAUGACUAGUUCAAGAACUUCAUUUUGGGAAAAUUAUACGAUGUGUUAAGCCUCUGGUAUGGAACACUGGACUAUAGGUCUCUGUCCAAAAAUCUAGACCAGGAGGGUUGUGGUAAAAUGUAGCCAGAACUUGAGGCGUUUGGACCGAGUUGGCUGCACAAAUCAUGCUGAAAACUCUUCGGCCGUGGCUCUGUCCUGUUGAAUCCAACACAUCACUUGGAAAAAACCAAACUGGCUGCCGCCAAUCAAGGCACUGUGUAAUUACAUGCAAACCUAUGUGCUACAUCGCAAUGGAGGUGUGUUAGAAUGACUCCUUCACCUAACACGAUUAAAAUAAUUUGUUUGAAGUUCGAGUUUUGUGGUUGAAACCCAAAAUAUGCUGUUCUUGUCUGACAUAAUGGUUCUUUAUCUAGAUCAUUGAUGGCUCUGUGUUCAAAAAGAUUGACUUUUGAGUUGUUGAUAGAUCACAGUGUGCUUUUGAUUUAUAGGAAAAGUAUUAUCUAGUUAAAAUGUCGCCUAAAUGUUUUCUGACAUUAAUGGUGCUUUAUCUAGAGCACAGAUGGCUCUGUGCUCCAAAAAAUUGACUUUCGAGUUGUUGAUAGAUCACAAUGUGCUUUUGAUUUAUAGGGAAAGUGUCAUCUAGUAAAAUGGCUGCCGUGAUGCUGCGUUUGAUAAAUGUUUUCUCUAUUUGUGCUUGUCAGGCAUUAAAGCUUCGUCCACUCUUAGUUUAACACUGUUGGCAACUGUGGAUUUGUAGAUCAUCUGUAUUGAAUGGGGCAAUUUGAUGUGAUGCCAAAGUAAUUUUUUAGCAAAAGCUCCUAACUCUCAGCUAGGAAUGCUAUAAUGUAUAUCAUGACAAGAACGUUUUGCCAGGUGGGAAACAAUUUGCCAUUCCAAUUGACCAAUUUCUUAUUUUCUUCCUGCUGAAACUUCCCAAUAUUUGCAGCAUUCCUGUUGUAAAUCUGAAGAUGUUCAGUUCAGUCAGCGAUUCGCAGAUGUUACCACUUGUACUUUUAAUAGAUUUAACAAUGAAAAAUGGGUCUGAGUACUACAGUCUACUGGCAAUAUGGUGACAAUAUGGUGACAUUUCUUAAUACAUGUUACCGUCCACUGGCAGUGAAAAGGUUAAUUUUGUGGUAUUCGUUGUCCAACCUGACCUGCAAAUAUUUUCUAGGUUACAGUAUCUUCAUGGAAUUGUUCAGGACACAAGCGAAUUACUACAUACUCUCUGAUUACUUGAUAUGACAGUUUUUAGCAUUGGACAAAGUGUCGGUAUUUUUAAGUCUAAUGAGAGAAAAGAGAUGUACACAUAAUGUUUUAACUUAUUGUAUCACUGCCAUGUUUAUCAAAAGAUGUGAAAUCAUUGAUAUUAUUUGAGUGUAAUGUGAACCAUUUACAAUAAUAAAUUGGUAUUAGGUUUAGCU